Hyaloscypha bicolor E is the source of this 283-nucleotide messenger RNA. RefSeq lists its product as uncharacterized. NCBI's taxonomy places the organism in Eukaryota, Fungi, Ascomycota, Leotiomycetes, Helotiales, Hyaloscyphaceae. The transcript has a single exon. Bases 85 to 252 code for a protein of 55 amino acids. The record is from RefSeq and is a predicted model, not a curated record.
CGCAUAAGGCUCGUGAGGCUAGUGGAGGGGUUCCUGCCUCGCAUAGGCUUCGUGAUAGUCCUGACGGGACGAGAGUAACGAGAGAUGAAGAUCCCGCUGGAACCAGAGUUACUCGACACUGGUGAGCUGAACAGGUUCGCGGAACCAAUCUACCUAUUUAUAUGUUGGGGAGUGAGCUUCCAAAACUAUGGGUUCGGAAGGAUCGAAAAGGGUCCCAAAUGUGGAGCUAAACCACUGGCAGAGUUUAUUUGAAACGUCUGUAGCUUAAAAUCAAUAUGGGUAU